Spodoptera litura is the source of this 1743-nucleotide messenger RNA. The record is from RefSeq and is a predicted model, not a curated record. Lineage: Eukaryota; Metazoa; Arthropoda; Insecta; Lepidoptera; Noctuidae.
AUAAUUUACUGCAGUAAAUCUGUGAGCGCGAAUCAUGAAGGUCGUAGUGACGGGAGCGUCUGGGUUCCUUGGCUCUCGGCUGGCCGACGCCCUGCUUAGGACUGAACCACCUUGUCCUCUAAAUGUAACCGAGCUUAUCCUAACUGAUGUCUACACUCCUCCGCCAAGAAAAGAUCCCCGAGUCAAAGUUCUGGCACUUGACUUAACAAAACCAUCCGCUGCUGAAGAACUAGUUGGUGAAAAUUGUGAUGUCGUCUUUCACCUUGCUGCUGUUGUUAGUGGACAAGCCGAAGCUGAAUUCGAUUAUGGAUUAAAAGCAAACUUGGAUUCGACUAAGUAUCUUCUCGACGCACUCCGGAAAAAAGCACCAAAUGCCAAAUUCGUUUUCGCCAGUUCUGUAGGUGUUUUUGGAGGAGAUUUGCCACCUGUUAUCGAUGACCUGACUGCGACAAUGCCUCAAACAUCAUAUGGAACUGCAAAGGCAAUGUGUGAAUUACUAGUGAACGAUUACUCGCGCCGUGGUUUUGUGGACGGUCGCAGCGUAAGGUUACCAACAGUAAGCGUACGUGCGGGUGUCGCAAAUGCUGCGAUGACGUCAUUUGCUAGUGGAAUAGUUCGGGAGCCUUUAAACGGCGAAGUUGCAGUAUGUCCGGUAGAUACGAAACAGGAAUUGUGGCUGACUAGUCCUGCGAUAGUGAUACACAACAUUAUCCAUGCAGCAACAUUGGAUGCCAGUGCUCUGGGCAAGUGGCGUUCCAUUAACCUUCCCGGACUCUGUGUCUCAGUGGGGGAUAUGAUUGCAGCUCUUCGUGAAGUGGCCGGGGAUAAAGUUGCUUCCCUCAUUCGCUACGAAUAUAAUGAAACGAUUUCCCGCAUGGUUGCUUCUUUACCAGUGCAUUUUGAUAACAAGAGCGCUCUGAAACUCGGUUUUGCUGUGGAUGCUAACUUUAAUGAUAUUAUUUCUCUUUAUUUGAAGGAAAAGAGCUACAAAUUAAAAUAACUGUUUACUACGAUUCACAGUGAUUGUGAAAUAUUUAACUCAAAUCAAAUCUUAAUAAAUGAUUAAUUCAUAAUGCGUCUAUUAUUAUUUUUCCUAAACGUAUUGUUAGUAUAUAAACAGCUAGACCGUGAACAAGAAAUGUUUAGUAGACCAUAAAAUUGAAUGUAUCGACCUCUUAUUGUGUGAACCGUAUCAAAGAAAUUAUUCGAAGGCAAAAGUUUGGCAAAACAUCACAGAACGAUAUGAGGAGCAAAAGUAACUCAUGUUUAAUAUUUCAACACUAGUACGAGUACCGAGUGGUAAUACGAAGUUACAAGUAACAACUAAGUUAAUUAUUAAGGGCUUUUCAUAUAGUUUCUUGUACAUAUGAGUAUGUACGUGUGUCGUAACAAGCAACUUGACUGCGGGCAGACUUAUGUUUUGACGUUUAUUAAAUUAUAUUUGUGUCUUUUCUUUUCCUUGUGUUAUGAGAGAUGUAUUACUAUGUUACGUUAGUUGAAGGACGUGAAUACUUCUACAUAUGUACAGUAGUGUUAUACGAAAACUAUAAUUGAUGUCUCUUAUAAUGAUUAAAUUUGCUAUAAUUAUUUGAUUUGUAGGGAACAAAGGCAUUACGACUGUGUCUCUACGGUUGUAUAUUUUCUUACUAAAGCUGAUUCAUUGGCUCAGAUUAUUACACUAAGAGCACCUCUUUACUGUUUUAAUUACUGUGUUUUGUAUAUAAAUAUACUGGUACACAAUUA